AACCUCCUCUGCUCUUCCCACCCUUCGGCCUUUCUUGUUGUGAUAAAUCUUCUCACUUCGCCAUCCAACUCGCGUACACCUUCCUCUACUCUCCACCUAACUCACUCUCCUCCCCCCUCUUAACAUAUAAAGUAAAUAUGCCGACUACUCGUCCUUCUGUCGCUGGGCCUGGUGCUAUCGGCGAUCGUGAAGGUGCUCGACGUAACAGCUGGGAGCCGUGGACUACAGAUGUUGACAGCGCUCGCUCUGGCCAAGAUUCGGGCCCGCAAACCAUGUCCAUCAAGGCAGCCGCCAGGCGUGCCUCCGAGUUCUCAGCGGGUGGCCGCACCCUCGGUGCUAAUGGCAGAGCUGCAGGCUCUCCUCUUGCCAGACACCGCCUUUCAGCCGUCGCCAACUUGAGUGUACCUGAAAUCGGUGGUACUGGUACGAACUUCUCUGCCUUACGGCGCGCGUCCCAACCAGCCUAUGUGCCCUUCUCCCAAGGAACCGACAACCUGUCCAAUGGCAUGAACUCCCUCUCCAUUGGGAACGACAACCCACCCUCGACUCGCGCGUCCUUCACCGCCGGUGCUCCAAACUCAGCCCUUCGCAACACCGCUGCUUCUGCUCAUCGUCCAAGCCUGCCAGGAUUGUACAAUAACUCAGUCCCCAGCCAGCCAGAUGGAGGUUGGAACCCUUACUACUUCGGCUCACACGCAGGCGCCGCAAACCAACUUGGCUCCAACAACUCCAGCCACGACUCCCCCACCUCCUUGGAGUUGUCUGCCGCUGUUGCUUACGGACAAGGCUACGAUUACCGUCGUGACUCUGGUUAUGGACCCUCCCCGCCUAUCGUCACCAGCUCUGACUCCCGACGCGACUCCUACGCUUCCCAAAUGGCAGCCGCUACCGAUUUGAACAACAUCAGACGAACUCAAUCGGCUUGGCACAUUCACGAUGCGUUUGCCGCUGCCCCUCAAAUCAGACACUCCUCCUUCUCCUUCAUGCCAAACCAGGCUUCAGGCCUUGGUGGAGCCGGGCUUUCUCAUGGAAUGCACGCUGGCGCUUACGGAAUGGGCGCUAACGGUGCUGGAGGGUACGCCGGGCAGUUUGCUGGGGCCUACAACCCUUCCUUGAUGUCCAUGGAUUCGAUCAUGAACAGCAGUCACAUGCUCACUCAACAACAUCUCUUAGCUGAGGCAAGACGCCAAUCGAUGAACCUUCAAAACCUUGAAUUGAACGGCUACGGCAACCACCAAUACGCCAACGGCGGUGCCUACAACAUGCAUCCUGCCGUCAUGGCCGGCAACAUGGGUCCACGAGGUGGACCAGCCCCCGUUAGCAACAUGCCAGGCGGAAAACCUGCUCCGCCAACCCGCAACCACAGCACCGUCUCGCACAAGUCCAGCUUCGAUUCAGGCCGUGUUUCCAGGAGUGCAGUGUUGGAAGAGUUCAGAUCGAACAAGCACCGUCGCUGGGAGCUGAAGGAUAUGACCGGCUUGAUUGUCGAAUUCGCUGGUGACCAACUUGGAUCCCGACACAUUCAGUCCAAAUUAGACACUGCCACCCCAGAAGAGAAGACUAUCGUUUUUGAGGAGAUUUACCCGCAUGUGUUGCAAUUGUCGAUGGACGUGUUUGCCAACUACGUUGUGCAGAAGUUCUUCGAACAAGGCAGCGAGGCCCAGAAGGCCAAGUUGGCUGAGUCGUUGAGAGGACAUGUCUUGCAACUCUCAUUGCAGAUGUAUGGAUGCCGAGUCAUUCAAAAAGCUUUAGAAUUCAUCCAAGUUCCUCAGCAACACUUACUCAUCAAAGAGUUAGAGGGUGAAGUCAUCCAAUGCGCUAAGGACCAAAACGCCAACCACGUCCUCCAAAGGUCUUUGGAGCGCAUCGACUGCAACGUCAAUCUAUUCAUCAGUAAAGCCUUCACCGGACAAGCGUUUGCCUUGGCCACUCACCCUUAUGGUUGUCGAGUCUUGCAGAAAGUCUUUGAGCACAUGCCUGACGAACAGACCAAGCCCCUCCUUGAGGAACUUCACCGAUUCUCUAACAACCUCAUGACUGACCAAUACGGUAACUACGUUGCUCAGUGGAUCAUCACCGAUGGCAAGAAAGAAGACGCCGCUGCCAUGCUUGCUAAAGUUCAAGGUCAAGUCUUGCUCUUGUCUAAGCACAAGUUCGCUAGCAAUGUGGUUGAGAAAGCCAUCUUGAAAUCCACUGAUGACGAGAAGAAAGAGAUGAUCGACGAAAUCCUGGCUCCUCGCACCGAUGGUACCUCGACCGUCGGGAUCAUGUUGAAGGACGCGUUUGCCAACUUCCCGUUGCAAAAGUUCUUGCAAGCUGCCAAGGAGCCCCAGCGAACCCAAUUGUUUGCCGAAGUCGGCGAGCAAUUGGCCGACAUGAAGAAGUACAGCCUCUCUUACGGAAAAUACUUAGUUGCCAUUGAAAAGUUGGUCAACAACGAGAAGGCCAACGUCCAAUUUAACACGAACAUCUCUUUGAGCAACAGCCUCUCCAACAACAUCGCCGCCAACAUUCCAGCUGCCGGGCCGAUCACCCCCUCGGUGACCCAGAUCGCUGUCUAG
Puccinia graminis f. sp. tritici CRL 75-36-700-3 is the source of this 2561-nucleotide messenger RNA. RefSeq lists its product as uncharacterized. Gene Ontology annotation, cellular component: cytoplasm. Gene Ontology annotation, biological process: nuclear-transcribed mRNA catabolic process, deadenylation-dependent decay. Gene Ontology annotation, molecular function: mRNA 3'-UTR binding. The transcript is spliced from 8 exons. Lineage: Eukaryota; Fungi; Basidiomycota; Pucciniomycetes; Pucciniales; Pucciniaceae. The record is from RefSeq and is a predicted model, not a curated record. Bases 138 to 2561 code for a protein of 807 amino acids.